This is a messenger RNA of Alligator mississippiensis (American alligator), 1737 nucleotides long. It is a transcript of the gene GPN1, whose product is annotated as GPN-loop GTPase 1. The transcript is spliced from 14 exons. Lineage: Eukaryota; Metazoa; Chordata; Crocodylia; Alligatoridae. The record is from RefSeq and is a predicted model, not a curated record. Bases 44 to 1183 code for a protein of 379 amino acids. Gene Ontology annotation, molecular function: ATP hydrolysis activity; GTPase activity.
CCCGGAAGCGCUCUGUUACCCGGAAGCGGAAGUGGUUGGCAAGAUGGCGGCGGCAGCAGCAGUGGGGGAAGUGGCGGCAGGUGGCCCGGAGCCCCCGGUGUGCGUGCUGGUGCUGGGCAUGGCCGGCUCCGGCAAGACCACGCUCGUGCAGCGGCUCGUCGCGCACCUGCACGGCCAAGGCGCGCCCCCCUACGUCAUCAACCUGGACCCCGCCGUGCACGAGCUGCCCUUCCCCGCCAACAUCGAUAUCAGAGAUACAGUAAAAUAUAAAGAAGUCAUGAAGCAAUAUGGACUGGGCCCAAACGGUGGAAUUGUGACCUCUCUCAAUCUCUUUGCCACAAGAUUUGAUCAGGUAAUGAAGUUUAUUGAAAAACGACAGAACACAUCCAAGUAUGUCCUUAUUGAUACACCAGGGCAGAUAGAGGUGUUCACCUGGUCAGCCUCUGGCACCAUCAUCACUGAGGCACUGGCUUCCUCCUUCCCUUCAGUUGUCGUUUAUGUAAUGGACACAUCUCGCAGUACCAGCCCAAUCACCUUCAUGUCCAACAUGCUGUAUGCAUGCAGUAUCCUGUACAAAACCAAACUGCCUUUUAUUGUGGCUAUGAACAAGACAGAUAUCAUUGAUCACAGUUUUGCAGUAGAAUGGAUGCAAGAUUUUGAGACCUUCCAGGAUGCCCUGAAUCAAGAGACCACAUACGUCAGUAACCUGACACGUUCCAUGAGUCUGGUGUUGGAUGAGUUUUACAGCUCACUUAAGGUGGUGGGUGUUUCUGCUGUGCUGGGAACGGGCCUGGAUGAAUUUUUCGUGCAAGUCUCCAAAGCUGUAGAGGAAUACGAGAGGGAAUAUCGUCCAGAAUACGAGCGUCUGAGGAAAAAGCUGGAGAAAGCCCAGAGCAAGCAGCAGAAGGAGCAGCUGGAACGUUUGCGAAAAGACAUGGGCCCAGUGUCAGUGGAGAGCACCUCACUCGCAGGUCCCGCUGACACGUCUGCAAUGGGCCCCUCCGAUUUGAUCCUGACAAGGGGAACGUUGGAUGAUGAAGAGGAGGACAGCGAUACCGAUGACAUCGACCAUCAGGUCACUGAAGAGCGCCAUGAAGAGCCAGCCUUCAAGAACUUCAUGCAGGAGACGAGGAUGAAGUACCACAAAAAGUGCGCUCGGGGAGUGGGAGACAUCCAGAAGUAGGAGCUUGGAGCCCUUGAGUUGGAGAGAGGACCCAGGGGAGGGGCCUGGGCAAACCCGAGCUCAGUGCUGAGCCCAGUGUCUGCAAACCAUGUCCCUGCUGUUCCUCUGUCUGCUGGAGCUCUGCCCUCAGAACCAGGUACUGCCGGGACUUGUACACCCCAGCAGGGCUGAACUUCACCUUUAUCUGCUCGUGGCCAAGCUGCAUCUGCUGGGGGCUGGCAUUUCCAGAGGGCUCAGAAUGGUCAUCUGAAGUCUUGAUCUGUUGCCAGGUUAGCACCUUCAUACCAGCCAGAACGCGUGGUUUCCCUUGGGGGCAGAGAACAGGCAAUGCCCCUGUUGGAGCCCUCCUGCGGGCCUGUCCCAGAGUCAGCGUGAUGGGGCAAGAUUCAGUUUUAAAUAUCCUGGAGCUGCAGAGUCUGUCGGUGGAAGGGCUCUGCAUUGCAUCUUCCCAGAAUGUGUCGGCACCUCCUGAGUGAACCCGCUGUAGCUCAUGCCGCUGCAGGCCUCUGCCCCACACCCUAUUUUGUAAUUGAAAGUAUUUUUUCUAUGGUGGA